AUGACUAAAGGCCAGCAUCAGCCAAAGUCUAAUUAUUUAGUGGGGGAGAACUCACCACCGUAUUUUCGCUUGACUUUCCCAGCGCUCCAAGAACCAUCUGAGAACUGGGGAGAGAGAGUGGAGACCUACAGGUCAGAUGAUGUGGGUGGAGCCCUUUUCUAUAGAGUGGCUUGGGCUGAGAUACUGAAACUAGCAACACCCAGAGACAUUUCCCUCCUAGUCAUAAAGGAAGCCAGCAGCAGAGCCAGAAAUAAUAUUCAAAUUCUGGAUCCACUAGACCACAUCGCCUGUCUGAUAAAUUACAUGCUUACUUCCUGCUUCAGUUCUAAUAAGGUACCCACAAUGCUGGGUUCUCUGCCCACUGGGAGCAAACAAGGGAACGUGCAGACGCUGGACAGCGUACGAUGGAUGUCUGCAACUCUUGUACCUACCCCUGAACGCCGUGAGAAAUAUGCCGUCUCUACUGAAACAGCUUUUCCAACCCUGAGCAUGUUUGUGAACACAGAAAAGAGUGUAAAGGGGUCAGAUGCAGACUUUACAAAAAGAAACCCAAGAUGGAGAUUCAUGUUCGGUUAUAUACUGCAGGAAGGGUUCAUAACAACAUAG
Molecule: messenger RNA, 606 nt
Organism: Macaca mulatta (Rhesus monkey)
Lineage: Eukaryota; Metazoa; Chordata; Mammalia; Primates; Cercopithecidae
Source: RefSeq, a predicted model, not a curated record